AGAUCCGAGGAAGGGCUUCUAUAAUUAAUAAUUAUAGGAACGUGUCACGACCAAGAUGCGGCGAAUACGGGAGAUCUGUUCGAAGUGUACUUUGGGUUUGCCUUCUCUUUCUUCUUUCCCGUAUACCUCGUACGCACAGCGUACCCAAAUUCUCGUAAAGCACAGCAAACAUGCCCCCUCUCGUGCGUCGCUCAACCACAAGCUCAAUCCCCACUCUCCUCUCCCUCACGAAACUCGUACAACUUGUACCACGAUCAGCUCAACAAUGGUCCUCCUUCGGUGCAGCUACCCCGCCAAUUGAGCCUGAAGAUCCUCCCGACAGUCCUAAAUUUUGGUGGAAGCUUGGCCUGAGUGUGGUUCUUGUGUUGGCCGGUGGAGUAUUUGCCGGUUUGACUUUGGCUUUGAUGGGUUCGGACGACUUGAACCUUCGGGUGCUCUCAACAUCUUCCUGCAAUCCCAAAGAGCGCAAAGCGGCGAACAAAGUAUUGAGGCUUCUUGCCAGAGGUCGACAUUGGGUAUUGGUCGUGUUAUUGUUGGGUAAUGUCAUUGUUAAUGAAUCGCUACCCAUCUUCCUAGAUGAUGUUCUCGGUGGUGGACUGUCUGCCAUCAUCGUGUCAACGACAAUGAUCGUCAUUUUUGGCGAGAUUAUUCCUCAAGCUAUUUGCGUUAGAUAUGGCCUUUCUAUUGGCGGCGUCUGUGCACCCGUGGUGUGGGCACUCAUGAUUCUCUUCGCGCCCAUCGCAUGGCCGAUCGCAAAGCUCUUGGACCGUAUCUUAGGGAAAGAUGAAGGUCAUACCUAUAAGAAAGCAGAACUCAAGAGUUUCUUGCAGUUUCAUCGUGAAGGCGAGGAGCCGCUGCGUGACGACGAAAUUGUGAUUCUCAACAGCGUCCUUUCACUGAAUGACAAGCACGCCAAGGAAAUCAUGACUCCUAUUGAAGACUGCUUGAUCCUUCCUUCCAACAAAAUUCUCAACCACGAUACCAUAGAUGAGAUCCUAUUGUCAGGGUUCUCUCGAAUCCCUAUUCAUGAGCCUGGUCAGAAAGACAACUUUAUCGGAAUGCUCUUAGUCAAAAAGCUCAUAUCUUACAAUCCCGAUGAUGAAUGGCCCGUGUCCAAGUUCCCCCUCCUUCCGCUGCCGGAAGCCAAGCCUGAAAUCAACUGUUUUCAGGCCCUGGAUUACUUCCAAACUGGGCGAGCACAUCUUAUACUCAUCAGUGACACACCUGGCCAAAGGGGAGGUGCUUUGGGAAUCGUCAGCUUGGAAGAUUUGAUCGAAGAGAUUAUUGGUGAGGAAAUUGUGGACGAGACUGAUAGAUAUCAGGACAACCACUCUAAGAAGGCGGUCAAGAGGUCUGGUACAGCUGCUGUCAUGCGUGGCAUUAUCGAGCGUCGCCGAGUUCUAAACGCAUUCAGUCGAGCUCCGUCUCGAUCCGAUCCGCAGACACCUGUUGGCCUUAGCGGCCCCGAUGGUAAAGGAGCCAAUUCGACCAAUGGUAUCCUUGUUCAAGUAUCUGAAGGAUCCCUCAUCGCUGAGACCGUUGACCUUUCCAACGACGGUGCGACUGCUGCAGCGGACCCCUCCAGACGAUUGGUGAUCAGUGCGGCUGAACCCAUGAGCCCUAUACAAGAGAUCAGUACUAGCCCGGAGAUCAUGUAUGAAGCUAUACAGAAUGGAAAUAGGGAAAAUGGUGUUCAGGAGGAAAGUAAAGAUGUCAAGGAUGCUAAGAGGAGCGCUUUAGAUCAAGAAGCAAAAAAUGGGUCAAACCUUGAAUCUGAAGCAUACCCAGAUCAUGAGAUCUUUGAGAUGGCCUGUAAAGCAUUGGUGGAUAAGUAUUGUCUGACAAAAGAAGGGGAAGUUGGGCCGGGGAGAACGAACAAAGGUUGGGAAUGGAGGGAACAUAAGUUUGUAGCCCACCAAGGGUACCUCUACCGCCGGAUCGUACGUUAUGCACCCUCUACUCUUUUCAGCUAUCCUUUGGGCCAGACUCACUCGGAUCAAUCGUUCAACCAAACCAAUGAGGAUGAGGAAGAUUUAGAAGACGCAGAAGACAGUGCCCUUUUGCCUCAACAACAAGAUGUACUGCGGUCAACUAAGGUUGAGAUAGAGCAAUAUAUCGUUUACUCUAGGACUUAUAGAGUGCCCAUGUACUGUUUCAGGGCUUGGGACGAAGCUGGAGCGCCCCUCUCCAUCUCUCUUCUUCUCAAGUUGAACAUCCUUCACCCUCCUUCACCCCCACAGCCCCUGGGUUUUGGCGACUUUGGGGCUGCCUUGGACACCCUCAUGCUCCCUCCUGAGAAUCUGCCAGGAGAAGACACAUCGCCUUUUCCUCUUGUGCAGUCCACAGAACAUCCCACGACCGGAGAGCUUGUCUUUAGUAUACAUCCUUGUAGAAUCGGCGGGGCGGUUGAAGAAGUCUUAACGACGGAGGGACUGGGUAAAGGGGCUCAAGCCGGUUUGGAGUGGCUGGAAGUUUGGAUGGCGAUGACUAGCAAAAUUGCCGACUUGACAUACGCUUAAAAUAUUUUCACGGAAUAUUUGUUGCAUCAUUUGUAUCCAGCA
Cryptococcus deneoformans JEC21 is the source of this 2561-nucleotide messenger RNA. Its product is annotated as hemolysin, putative. The coding region runs from base 171 to 2519 and encodes 782 amino acids. Gene Ontology annotation, biological process: magnesium ion homeostasis. Gene Ontology annotation, cellular component: intracellular membrane-bounded organelle. Lineage: Eukaryota; Fungi; Basidiomycota; Tremellomycetes; Tremellales; Cryptococcaceae. Gene Ontology annotation, molecular function: ubiquitin-like protein transferase activity. The transcript is spliced from 14 exons. The record is from RefSeq and is a predicted model, not a curated record.